This is a messenger RNA of Dendronephthya gigantea, 1281 nucleotides long. RefSeq lists its product as uncharacterized. The record is from RefSeq and is a predicted model, not a curated record. NCBI's taxonomy places the organism in Eukaryota, Metazoa, Cnidaria, Anthozoa, Malacalcyonacea, Nephtheidae. The coding region runs from base 1 to 1281 and encodes 426 amino acids. The transcript has a single exon. Gene Ontology annotation, biological process: DNA integration. Gene Ontology annotation, molecular function: nucleic acid binding.
AUGAAGCAAGCUGUGAAAGAAGACCCAGCAAUGAGAAAACUGUCGCAAUGCAUAAAAAGAGGACAAAUGGUGAAUACAGAGGAUAUCAGUGGAUAUAAAAACGUAUUCCAGGAACUGGCAUUGGUGGACGACCUGAUCAUGCGAGGUGAAAGAAUGGUAGUCCCAGACAAGUUGCAGAAACGAAUGAUACAGAUUGCCCACGAAGGACAUCAAGGAGUAGUACGAACUAAACAAAUGCUCCGUGCACACGUCUGGUUCCCGGGAAUAGAUGCAGCAGUGAAAAACUACACGGACAAGUGUUUGGGAUGUCAAGCAACUACGCCAUUGAAUAACAGAGAGCCACUACAAAUGACAGAACUACCAGAUGGACCAUGGGAAAAAGUCAGCAUGGACUUCGCGGGACCCUUACCAAACAAAGAUACGAUAUUGGUAAUGUGGGAUCAAUAUGCCAAAUACCCAGUAGUCGAAUUCGUCACCACAACAUCGGCAGAAACAACAAUACGUGUGCUGGAACGUAUCUUCACUACAUAUGGUACUCCAAAAGAGAUAAAGACAGAUAAUGGACCACCAUUCAACUCGGGAAAAUUUUCAGAAUUUGCAAAAACGCUGGGUUUUAAACACCGGAAAGUUACUCCAAAAUGGGCCGAGGCAAAUGGUGAUGUCGAAAGAAUGAUUCAAAUCAUAAAAAAAAGUGCGAAGAUAGCGAAAAUAGAAGGAAAGAACAUCCGACAGGAAAUUCAAAAAACAAUCAGAAGCUAUCGAGACACGCCACAUGGAAACACCGGAGAAACCCCCAACAAGUUGAUCUUUGGGAGGGAACUGAAUGGUCGUCUACCACCUCGAAUGAAGAAGAAGACAGUAUCUGAUGCAACCAUCCGACAAAGAGACGCAACUGCUAAACAAAAGUGCAAGGCCUAUGCAGACAGCAGGAGACAUACCAAAGCGAUACACAUCGAAGUGGGAGACAAAAUACUUGUGGAGCAGGACAAAAUUGACAGUCUAACCCCUCGUUAUAAUCCGGAACCGUUUGUGGUGAUCGCAAGGAAAGGCUCGAUGAUAACAGCUCAGAAAGGAGAGACUAUACUAUGCAGAAAUACAGCGAAGUGUAAACGUUUGAAAUGCGCUGAGGAUGAAGAAAGCGACAAUGAAUGGCAACCAUCAUUAAGUAGGCAGAUGCAACCUGAUAGAGAAGAGAGAGAGCCGACGAGACAGAGGAGCCCACGACCAAUGAGGAAUAGAAUAUCGACAAAGCAAACAAUAUACAAGGAUUUUCAUACAUAA